GAUUAGAAGAAGAAGAAGAAGAAAGAUUAUUUCUUUUGAAACUCGACCGGUCCAUCGAUCGGUCACCUUAUCUAGGAUGUUGACCUCCAUUCCCAGCAAUGAGUCAAUGACACAACUUGGCUUGUGAUUCGUUUUAGUUUCAUCGUGUGUUACAAGCUACAACAAUUGAUUGUCAUUUUCUGAAUCUUUGAUUGAGAAAAGGGUCCAGAUUUUGCCUUGAUGCCAGGUGUGUUGGGCGGAACCUGAAACGAUGGACCACCUCUUUUGGGAGUGUCCAAUCGCUACGACCAUUUGUACUCAUUCGAGAUUGGAGCAUCUGGGGCACGGGUUGCCGCGCCAUACAUUUCUAUUUUCCUUAAAAAGUGUUUGAAUAGGAUGACCCAGCCGACGCAGAUUAUGGCUCUAAUGGCGCUCCUAUGGCGUAAUUGGAAUUCUAGAAAUUGGGUUGCCUUUAAGGGCAAGGAGUUUUUGAUUCCUUAGCUAAUGCGCCAGUAUCAUCAGCAACUCCAUGAAUGGGUGUCCUUACCGGAGGAUAGGGUGAUAUGGGAUUAGUUUCCUUUGCAGCGGAAUCUGGAGGUGGUAGAUUCGACCUCUGUCAUCUGUAGGUGGCAUGGUGCAAUACGUGUUGACUCACAUUUAGCGGAGGGUUAAUCUUAAAGGAUGGUGGAGGGUUAGUGGUCUUAGCAAGAGGAAUGGUACUUGAAAACAGUGUUGACCCUCUUGUGGUGGAGACUAUUGUCCUCCGUGAAGCUAUUUGGUGGUGUCAGAAUCUGGCAUUGCUCAAGUUCGGUUUAAAGGUGGUGCGAAGAUGCUCAUUAAUAAGAUUAAUGCCAAUGAUGCUCAAGACAGUCGUGUUGGGGCUAUUGUCCUGGAGAUUUUGCGCAUGAUGGCUCUGAAUAGUGGUUUUCAGGUUCGAUUUGUGGGUCGCAUUAGCAAUAGGAUAGCCCAUUCAGUGGCUAGAGAGGCCCGUUCAUUGCCUUUGACUUCAUGUAAAUUGUAUGAUUUUCUUGUAUGAGUUGGGUCCAUCAUGUAAUUAACGACCUUUUUAUCAAUCAAUAUGAUUAUCUUUUGUUAAAAAAAUAUAACGAAUCCACAAUAUUUGGUUCCCAAUAGUAAGCAAAAGCUCGCUUUCCUUUUAUCAUUAGGUGAAAAAUUAAUCCAAAAGUGUAGGCACUUGAAACUUGCAUUUGAGAGCACACUACCAUUACAGAAUCAUAGCUUUGGCUUUGCCUCGUAAGGAUUUUCCCUAGAUUAAGGUACAUAUGUCAUAUGUUGCACACAGACAAGGCAAAUGUUUGAGAUCAUGUCACAUCUGUUGAUGUUCGUUCCUUUCAUUUUCCAUUAUUUGUGCCAUAUUGGCCAGACCUCUAUGGUUGCCUACUUCGGUGCAUCUGUGUGAAUAUCUUCAAUCCCAAAUUGCUUAUCAUUUCGGAAAGUUAUUGUAAAUUCAAAACUUGAUAAUAACAACAUACCAACAAGCGUAACUCAAGAUAAACUAUUUUUAGAAUGGUAAACAAAACAACUUACCAAAUGUUAUAUUUAAUCAAAUCACGGUUACGACUUCUACAAAGGUGAGUAAUUCAUUUAACACUUCAACUUAGUUUUUUGAUGAAAUAGAUUUCACUACCAAUAACAAAAAUAAAGUAAAUUAAUUACCUGUUCGUGGGUGUAAGCAUACAAAAUAACAAAUAAGAAAAUAACCAAAAAAAUAGUAACUAAUAAAAUUCUAACAAUACAUUAGAAGAAAAGAUGAUCAUGGAUUCAGCGAAAAAAAUGUCACGAUAACUAGAUAAUACUUUUUCAACCAGCAAUGAACACACCUCGAUUAUUUCUCACCAGAUGCGUCGUUGUCCCAAACGCAAAGAUUUAACAAUUUAAAACUACACUAGUAAUUCAUAAGCGAAAAGCAUAUGGAAACCUAUUUUUAGUACCAUUACAACGAAAUCUUUGAUUAAAACAAUAUAUUUAACGAUAACAUUUUGUACAUUAAUCGGUGAUUACAUCGGUUUAUAAUAAUUUUAUUAUCAUCAUAAGCUAAAAAAAAUUCCAAUACAUGGAAAGAUAUCCUCUAGCUUAAUUUGCAAUCACAAAACUUGGCAAUUUAUUGAACAAACCAUUUUUUAUUCCCUAAACUCCCCACACAAAAAAUAUACCAACAAAAUCUAGCAAGCUCAUUACACAAUUGAAAGCUAAUCUUUUUAUUACAUUCUUCAAAAAGGCAGCGGUUUAAAUAUUCAUAUCCUACUUUCCAUUUUUCUAUCAUCAACAAAAAACAAAACACAAAAAAAAACCUCCACAACCGCCCGACCUGAAACGACGCGGUUUCAGCCCACGUGGCAGAACACCCCUUAUCUCAGCGGGCCCCGCACUUCCCUGUCCCGUAAAUCCGACGGCGGAGAUCUCUCAUCUGCCGUCAUCUUAGGGUUUUCUUUAGUCACUCCUUCAGAACGCAAUCCUUCUCUUUCGAGUACGUUUUCCUCAUUUCCUCUCGCGCGUCUCUCCGUUUUGCUCGUUUCUGCGUGUCGCCGCCGCACCUCCUCGGCGGCUCUACCCACCAUCUCCGUUCCCUCCACCGCCUUCCCUCUCCUCCUCCCCCUAUCCUAAACUAAAAAAAAAAAGAGUUCAUUCAGAAACUGAAUUGUUGUUUUUUUUUUGUUUCGGUUGUCUUCUGGGUCCUUUUGUCGAACAGUUGGUGUGCGUAUCUAUCGGGUUAGAAAGAGUUUUAGGGUUUCAGUUGCAGUCGUCGUAAAUAAAGAGAGGAGAGGGAAGAUUUGGUUGAAAAAAUCCCAAAAAAAAGGAGCCGAGAAAGAAGGGGUGGUAAAUUUGUACUGGGUUGUUUAUUUUUGGACUGCAAGAGUUUGGUUCGUUUUUUUUUUUUUUUUUUCUUGGAGGAAGUUCGAAGAGAGUAAUGGCUCAGGUACCGGUUCAAGCGCAAGGUGUGAACGGCGGGGCGAACAACAACCCGCAUUUCACCACCACUUCGCUCUACGUCGGCGAUCUGGACUUCAACGUCACCGAGGCGCAGCUUUUCGAUCUGUUUAACCAGGUCGGCCAGGUGGUGUCGAUUCGUGUUUGCAGGGACUUGACCACUCGGAAGUCGCUGGGAUAUGGCUACAUCAACUUCACCAACGCCCCCGAUGCUGCCAGGGCAUUGGAUAUCCUCAAUUUCACUCCAAUUAACGGGAAACCUGUUAGAAUCAUGUAUUCUCACCGUGACCCUAGCAUUCGCAAAAGUGGUGCUGGAAACAUAUUUAUCAAGAAUUUGGACAAGGGCAUCGACCACAAAGCACUGCAUGAUACCUUCUCUUCCUUUGGGAACAUUCUCUCCUGCAAGGUAGCCACUGACUCUUCUGGACAGUCAAAAGGUUAUGGGUUCGUCCAGUUUGAUAGUGAGGAAGCUGCACAGAAGGCCAUAGAGAAAUUGAAUGGAAUGCUGCUAAAUGACAAGCAAGUUUAUGUAGGUCCUUUCCUACGCAAGCAGGAAAGAGACUCCUCAAAUGACAGGAGCAAAUUCAAUAAUGUGUAUGUGAAGAAUCUUGGUGACAACACCACUGAUGAUGAUUUGAAGAAUGCCUUUGCUGAAUAUGGACCAAUCACCAGUGCUGUGAUUAUGAGAGAUGCAGAAGGAAAAUCCAAAUGCUUUGGUUUCGUCAACUUUGAGAGUUGUGAAGAUGCAGCUAGAGCUGUUGAUGCUCUUAAUGGAAAGAAAUUUGAUGACAAAGAGUGGUAUGUUGGCAAAGCCCAAAAGAAAUCUGAGAGGGAAGUUGAACUGAAACAAAAGUUUGAGCAGACAAUGAAAGAGGCUGCUGACAAGUUCCAAGGAGCUAACUUGUAUAUUAAAAACCUAGAUGAUAGCAUAGCUGAUGAAAAGCUGAAGGAAUUAUUCGCCCCAUUUGGUACAAUCACAUCAUGCAAGGUCAUGCGAGAUCCUAGUGGCGUUAGUAGAGGCUCAGGGUUCGUCGCGUUCUCUACUCCCGAGGAAGCUAAUAGAGCUCUUUCGGAGAUGAACGGAAAGAUCAUUGUCAGCAAACCAUUGUAUGUUGCACUUGCACAAAGGAAGGAAGAUAGAAGAGCCAGACUGCAGGCUCAAUUUUCUCAAAUGCGACCUAUGGCAAUGCCACCUUCUGUUGCACCUCGCAUGCCAAUGUAUCCUCCUGGGGCACCUGGAAUGGGACAGCAGAUAUUCUAUGGCCAAGCUCCUCCUGCUAUUAUACCUUCUCAGCCUGGAUUUGGGUAUCAGCAGCAGCUUGUGCCUGGUAUGCGUCCUGGAGGGGCACCUAUGCAAAACUACUUUGUCCCAAUGGGUCCACCCGGUCAGCAGGGUCAGCGACCUGGCGGUAGAAGGGGAGGUGCUGGUCAGCAAUCCCAGCAACCGGUUCAACUCAUGCAGCAGCAGAUGCUUCCAAGGGGCGGCCGUGUCUACCGCUAUCCUCCAGGGCGUGGCAUGCCCGAUGGCCCCAUGACUGGUGUUGCUGGGCCUGGAGGCAUGCUCUCUGUUCCAUACGACAUGGCUGGUUCCAUGCCUAUGCGUGGCGACGCAGGACUGUCUCAGCCAAUCCCCAUAGGGGCUCUGGCCACUGCACUUGCUAAUGCGACUCCAGAUCAGCAGAGGACGAUGCUUGGUGAGAACCUGUACCCCCUGGUGGAACAACUGGAGCCGGAUGCUGCUGCUAAGGUGACAGGGAUGCUUCUCGAGAUGGACCAGACCGAGGUUCUGCACUUGCUGGAGUCACCAGAGGCAUUGAAGGCAAAGGUUGCCGAGGCCAUGGACGUGCUGAGGAGCGUUCAGCAGCAUCAGGCAGCUGGUGGUACAGCUGAUCAGCUGUCGUCGCUGUCUUUGAACGAGAGCCUCGUCUCUUGAAGCUACUGUGCGGUUGGUCGGAGUGUGGUUGAUGUAGUGUGCAUGGGCUAGACAGAGUUGUGUUCUGAUACAUUGGUAGACUGGGUUUUUGUUUCUGGAGUUUAGGGGUUCUAGGAGACUGAUGUUCCUUUCGGUUCUUAGCUUUUAAUUUUUUCUCGAGUUUUCUUUUGCUGGAGCUGUGAACUGCAGGCUUGAUUGAUGACUUGUCUUUCAAUCGUUGAUGCUUUCGCGUUCUGGCUUGCUCUGUGUGUGUUAUGCAUUUGCUUGAAAAAAUCUUGUUUUAUGGCAUCUCUUUUAGGUUUUUUUUUUUUAUAAUAUUUAAGAUGUAUUAGUUAAAAGUACGUACAUGAAGCAAAUUAAUAUCUACUGAGCUG
Linum trigynum is the source of this 5235-nucleotide messenger RNA. The record is from the annotation of a GenBank genome assembly. NCBI's taxonomy places the organism in Eukaryota, Viridiplantae, Streptophyta, Magnoliopsida, Malpighiales, Linaceae.